AGCCAUUUUGGCCAAGGUUUGGCUCGGGGGGACGCAGCCUCCGCAGGGUGGCGCACCGCUCGCGUGUGCGCGAGUGCUAGACGCAUAUAAGCCUCGCCAUGGGGGACGACGAGGAGGAGACCAUUGCGGCGGCCGCGCCGGAGGCGGAGGAGGAGGUGACGGACCUCAUGACGGCCGUCCGCAAGGUGCUCAAGAACGCCCUCGUGGUCGACGGCGUCAUCCGCGGGCUGCACGAGGUCGCCAAACACAUCGACGGCAGCAAGGCGCAGGUGGUGUUCCUCGCGGAGUCCUGCAAUGAGGCCACGUACAAGAAACUGGUGCAGGGGCUGUGCCUUGAAAAGAACGUGCCCCUGAUCGACGUGCCUGACAACAAGUCGCUCGGCGAGUGGGCUGGCCUUUGCCGCAUCGACAAGGACGGGCUUCCGCGGAAGGUGGUCGGCGCCAGCUGCGUGUGCAUCACCGAGUACGGGGAGGAGGGUAACGGGUACGAGUACAUGAUGAACUACCUAGCCAAGUGACGCGCCGCGACCCUCCCGCCGCGGGGGCCCUGGUCCAGCGCCCUGCCCAGAGGAGAAACGAGCUCGUCGUCGUCGUCGUCGUCGUCCUCCUGCCUCCAUUGGGCCUCUCGGUCUUCCCCCUCAUCUCCGUCCUCCUUCC
Messenger RNA from Prorocentrum cordatum, 657 nucleotides. The record is from the annotation of a GenBank genome assembly. Lineage: Eukaryota; Dinophyceae; Prorocentrales; Prorocentraceae.